AUGAGUGCGCCUGCGAACAACGUCACCCCGCGCAAACCAUCCGAUGGCACGGAGUCCGUUCGGUCUACGACAUCAUCCCCCAUCUCUCUCGUGGGCUCACUGCAAUCGAUGCCUGGCGAUCGAACAUUAGGGCACCGUGCUAUGCCCCGCACCUCAUCGAUCGAUUCCGCCAUAUCCUCGCUAUCCUCGGCUUCACAUCCUCACAAGUCGUCUUUCGACGCUAGUGCGGUGAGCCAGGCUGAUAUCGAACACCUCAUAACAACCGCGGGUUCGCCCGAGGCAGUGAUAAUACAUCUGCUGAAAGAAAAGCACCAUGCUGCUUCUCAGAACUCGCAGCUCUGGAGACUGGUGGACAAACAAAGAACCCUCAUUCUCGGGCUGAACAAGGACCUUGAGCGUGCAUUGAAGGAAAAAGAACGAUACAAGAAGAAGGCCAGAGAGCUACAGAAUUCAAUCCCCUCGGUGCCGUCUACUGCCGAUCAGAUCACUGUACAAUCUCGAGCAGAUCACGGAAGUGCGCUAAGGUCAACAAGUCCAAAUUCGAGUAUUCAAGUCUUCCGUAAAAAUGCAGUGCUUGCUUCUGGGGCGGAAAACCGGGCACCAUCGAGAAGUCUCAAUUUCCCGGGCGGGCCUACAAUGUUAGACACUAAUCUGACAACCGAGCUGUCGCAGCCAGGCAAAGGAGCCGAGUCCAAUGGAUGGACAAAAUCUCCAAGUCCUGACCCUUCUCUGCACUCUCAAAAAGAACUACCGACUGCAAGCCCUAGCUCCUCAGCCAGCUCUAGUUCGGCUUUGAAAGACGUCUGGCCUGAGGAUGGCAAACAACGGAGGCUUCCGCAACCUUCGCGAAAGCCCCCUCCGGCGCCCUUGAACCUUGGGCAAACAGAAAGUUCAGCGAUUGGCCACUCGAAUGUCUACGAUUCAGAGUCUGAGUAUGAAGACAUCCUAGAGGUCGACGAACUACCGAUCGAACGCGGAAGACGAAAAACGAGGGAUGAAGAUGACCGAGAUCGUGAAGCAGCGGUGACAAAAGAUGGGGACGGUGGUCAAGAUGCCUCACGAUCCAUUGGGAAAGAUAAUCCUUCAUGCAAAGACUCGCACGGCAUAUUGACCUCGAUGAGACCCUUGGAACCAUGGCAAAACACAUCGCAUAGCGCCUUGAUGAUUGAACCUCAAAGAGUGUCUGCAUCUAUCCACAGUCCUCGGAUUGGUCACACCCCAUCAUUCAGUGAUCAGCCCGCCAUAACGGUACCGAAGAGCCCAGGCUUGCCUCUCAGUCCAAGACCGGAAGACCGACCUCUAGGUUCUCCCCUGCCUCGGAUGCCUCGGGAAAUUCCAAACUCAUUCGCUCUCCUGCCCACGUCUUCUGAAAAUGGCCUCGCUGGCCUGGCUCUGUCUCCUCGCAUUGCUAAACAACCCAAUCUGUUUGGACCAGGAGCUCCAAGGUCCACAAGCGGUUCCCUUAACAUUGAUACCACUAGCGGAUCAAUUCCUUCAAUAGACGCAACUGUACAGAUGGAAAAUCAGCGAUCUUUGUACCCAGCCAGAAUCUAUCAAGGCUUGGUGUCGGAAGACUAUCCAGAUCUCCUUCUACCACCAAAUGCCCUUCCUUUGAUCCGAGUGCAAGUCUCUUCGUCGCGACUGCGACCUUCCAGAAACAGCUAUAUGGCACCUAAGCCAUCGGAAGAGGAACCUGUCUUCACUUUGAGCAUUUUUUCACGGUCAAAGAACCUAGAGCUUUGGCGCGUCGAGAAGGUCAUAGCCGCCUUGCCUCAGCUCGACCAGCAAGUCAGACAAUCGUCUGCGUUAUGGAUGAAACUGCCGGACAGAUCCAUCUUCAGCGGGCAUUCUCCUGCAAAGAUUGACGCAAGGCGUGCCGCCCUGAAUACCUACUUUGAGACCCUGCUCGACACUCCAGUAGACGAGAAAGCAGCCCUGGCGAUCUGCCACUUUCUGACAGCAGAUGCAAUUGAACCUCGAGACGAUGAAACAAGUUUAUUGAAGGGCAAUAGUAAAGCCGCUUAUGAUGGACAGCGUGGUCAGGAUGGCAAACCUAAGAAAGAAGGCUAUUUGACGAAAAGGGGCAAGAAUUUCGGCGGCUGGAAAGCGCGGUAUUUCAUACUCCAUGGACCUGAACUGAAGUAUUUCGAAUCGCCGGGAGGCCCUCAUCUUGGAACCAUCAAGAUCCAUAGUGCUCAGAUUGGCAAGCAAUCACAGACUACACCUGGCCAACCCAACUCCUCCUCUGGUGCUGAAGACGACUCUGACAAUCAAUACCGACAUGCCUUCCUCAUAUUAGAGCCGAAAAAGAAGGACUCUUCUGCCCUCGUACGACAUGUUCUCUGCGCCGAAAGUGACGAGGAAAGAGAUGCGUGGGUUGAAGCACUCCUAGAGCAUGUUGAAGGACAUUCGGAUAGUGAAGGCUUAGACACUACAUCACCGCAAAGUCAGGGUCAGAUCUCCGCACAACCGAUUUCUCAGGCAGCUGCGAAAUCCUUUCCCAGUGGAAACAAGAAACCCCCCAAGGGGAUGGUCGUCUCGGAGCCAAACGCUAUUGAUACCGUGCAGGGCUUUAGCUACGAUGAUGCUGUUCCUGCCGAACCACCCGUUCUCGGCGCUCCAACUGAAAGGCAACCACCAAAAUCUCCCAUGUUCCCAUCAGAAGCAUUUAUGGAUUCUGCAAAUGGCAAUCACGGUCCAGAACCGGUCCAGUUUUCCUCUAAGCUGAUCUCGGGGCCCACAAACGGUGCGGUGAUUCAGGAUGCAGGCGCCUGGGGCAAUAAGACCGUCACCAGUACCAAGGAGAAGAAGCGCAGUAUCUGGGGAUUCCGCACGAGGUCAUCAUAUGAUCUCGCUUCCCAGCUUCAGGCCAGCUAUGAAUCUCCCACAGCACAAGCACCCAGCAUAACGAUAGGAGAGAAGAGAGACUUUAUCAGGCCCGUUUUUGGAAUACCGUUGGCAGAGGCUGUACAAUUUUGCGCUCCACAGGGGGUAAAUAUCGACUUGCCUGCCGUCGUCUAUCGCUGUAUUGAAUACUUGCAAGCAAAGGGAGCUGCAACAGAGGAAGGCAUAUUUAGGCUUAGCGGUUCCAAUGUCGUCGUCAAAGCACUCAAGGAACGCUUCAAUACUGAAGGUGAUGUCGACUUUCUUGCUGGUGAUGAAUACUAUGAUGUCCAUGCUGUUGCCAGUCUCUUCAAGCAAUAUCUCCGGGAGCUUCCAACAAAUGUUCUCACUCGCGAGCUACAUCUAGAGUUUUUACGCGUGCUUGAACUUAAUGACCGUCAGAAGAAAAUCCUAGCUUUCAAUUCUCUUGUUCAUAGGCUUCCAAAGCCGAACCUGACUCUGCUACGGGCGCUGGUCCAGUUUUUGAUUGUCAUCGUCAACAAUUCCGAUGUCAAUAAGAUGACAAUCAGGAACGUUGGCAUUGUCUUUGCGCCCACACUGAACAUCCCGGCGCCAGUCUUCUCCAUGUUUCUCACUGAUUUCGAAAGCAUCUUUGAUGAACCGCCAGGCACGGAAGUAGAGCUCGUGGGGUUGAACGUCGACCGUGUUGCGAUCCCCAAGGAUAUUCGUUCUCCUCGCCACCAAAUGUUUUCAGACCUGCCAACACCUACCUACAACCAAACGACGUUUCGCAAACCUGCAGGAAACGUCGAUGAUUAUGACACAGGGCUUAUCUCUAUGCAGCCGACAUAUGAGCAGUCCCCCCAUAACACGAUGGACCAGUACUAUCAAGAUGAGCCAAAUUCUUCCCCAUCUACCAACAGGAUGCUACUGCCCGUCACGGAUAACUCCCGUUCAGCCAAGGCUAAAAGAAGAGAAAGCUCUAUGCUCUUCAUGGAAUAUAACCAUCACGACUCAUCUGUCUAA
Messenger RNA from Aspergillus clavatus NRRL 1, 3870 nucleotides. RefSeq names its product GTPase-activating protein BEM3. Gene Ontology annotation, cellular component: cytoplasm. The coding region runs from base 1 to 3870 and encodes 1289 amino acids. Gene Ontology annotation, biological process: regulation of GTPase activity; signal transduction. Gene Ontology annotation, molecular function: phosphatidylinositol binding. The record is from RefSeq and is a predicted model, not a curated record. NCBI's taxonomy places the organism in Eukaryota, Fungi, Ascomycota, Eurotiomycetes, Eurotiales, Aspergillaceae. The transcript is spliced from 2 exons.